Parastagonospora nodorum SN15 is the source of this 3111-nucleotide messenger RNA. RefSeq lists its product as hypothetical. Gene Ontology annotation, cellular component: nuclear matrix; nuclear pore; cytoplasm. Gene Ontology annotation, biological process: tRNA re-export from nucleus. Gene Ontology annotation, molecular function: small GTPase binding; tRNA binding. The transcript has 4 exons. Lineage: Eukaryota; Fungi; Ascomycota; Dothideomycetes; Pleosporales; Phaeosphaeriaceae. The coding region runs from base 1 to 3111 and encodes 1036 amino acids. The record is from RefSeq and is a predicted model, not a curated record.
AUGGAGGCCCAGGUCGAGAAUGCCAUCCAAAUCGCCUUCGACCCGACUUCGAGCCAGCAGCUGCGCGGACAGGCGGUAGAAUUCCUCGAGCGUCUGCGCUCAGAAGGUUCCGCAUGGCAGGCCAGUCUUGCACUCUUCACACGCGAUCCUCGCCCGUCGGACAUUAUCCGGCAUACCUCUCUCGAUCUCGUAAACAAUGCCGUCCAAGAGCACCGGCUGGACGAGCAGAGUCUCGCAUACAUCAAAGACACGCUGAUGAGUCAUGUUCGACAGUCGUAUGCGCCUGGCAGUAGCACAGCCGACACCUCGCACAUUCAGAACAAGUUGAUGCAGACCAUGACAUAUCUCUUUGCCGCCCUGUACCCAACAUCAUGGCGGAGUUUCUUCGACGACUUCCGGGCUCUGGCCGGUGACCAGGCGACUAUUGGCAAUGUCAACACUGCGACCACAUUCCUAUACCUCCGAAUGUUGGUACAGGUCCACGAUGAGAUCGCUGAUCAAUUGGUCGCUCGAUCAAAGGAGGAGACGGACCGCAACACACACUUGAAGGACCUGAUUCGCGACAACGACAUACAAAAGAUUGCAUUGUCCUGGCAAGAGAUCCUCGCAAAGUGGAGGGAGACAGACUUGAGUCUUGUGGAGAUGUGCCUGCGGACCAUUGGUCGAUAUGUGAGCUGGAUUCGUCUGGAGCUCGUCAUCAACCAGGACAUGAUCACCACCUUCCUCGAAAUGGCUGGCCAACAGGGGAUUUCGGAUCCAGAGAGCCCUGCCGGUAAGGUGCGCGAUGCGGCCAUAGACACCUUCUCCGAGAUUGUGGGCAAGAAGAUGGAACCGUCCAACAAGAUCGAACUGAUUCUAUUCCUCAACCUUCCCGAUGUUGUUGGACAGCUUAUUACUAGUCCGGCGUUGGCAGAGUUUAACAGUCCGAACUACGACAAUGAUCUUGCCGAAACAGUGGCCAAACUGGUUAACAAUAUUGUCUUUGAUGUGGUCAAAAUCCUGGAGAAUGACAAUGUUGACGAGCAGACGCGACAGCGUGCCGACGAUCUCAUUCGCAUCUUCACACCGUAUUUGCUCCGCUUCUUCGCGGACCAAUACGAUGAGGUCUGUUCCACCGUCAUCCCGUCCUUGACCGACCUCCUCACCUUCCUCCGAAAGCUGCAGAAAAAGCAAGGGACGGUCCCCCCUCAAUAUGCUGCGGUCUUGCCGCCUGUGCUAGAUGCCAUCAUUGCGAAAAUGAAGUACGACGAGACAGCAGACUGGGGUGAGGAAGGCGAGCAGACGGAUGAGGCCGAGUUUCAGGACCUUCGAAGGCGCCUGCACGUUUUACAACAGACCAUCACGACUAUUGACGAGUCGUACUACAUAGAAACACUAAGUCGUCUAGUGAACGGCACUUUCAGUGGCUUGUCCCAAGGGGAUCAAAGCCUGAACUGGCGUGAUCUUGAGCUCGCACUCUAUGAAAUGUACCUCUUCGGAGAGCUUGCAAUCAGGAACCAAGGAUUGUUUGCGAAGCGCGAGCCUUCAUCUGUUGCUGCUCAACAUCUUGUGGGUAUGAUGAACAGCAUGAUCGAUUCUGGUCUUGCAAAUUACCCACAUCCAGCUGUCCAGCUACAGUACAUGGAGAUCUGUGUGCGGUACUACCAGUUCUUCGAGCAAAACCCUCACCUGAUCCCAAAGGUUCUCGAGAACUUUGUGCAACUUACUCACAGCUCUCAUGUCAAGGUCAGGUCGCGAUCAUGGUACCUCUUCCAGCGUCUUGUCAAGCACCUGCGUGCACAGCUCGGCAACGUCUCUUACGACAUCAUUCAGGCUGUCGCAGAUUUGCUUACUAUCAAAGCCGAAUUACCGGAUACAUCUGAAGACGAAAUGUCGUCCGACGAGGAGGACCAGUCUGCAGAUGCUUUGUUCAACUCACAGUUGUACCUCUUUGAAGCAGUUGGCUGCAUCGCAUCAUCGAACACUGUUUCCGCAGAAAACAAGAAGCUAUACGCGCAAACCAUCAUGAGCCCUCUGUUUGUCGAUCUCGAACAGACACUACCACAAGCACGGAACGGCGAUGAUCGCGCCACCCUUCAAAUUCAUCAUAUUAUCAUGGCUCUUGGAACGCUAGCUCGUGGCUAUUCAGAUUGGGUACCUUCCAACAACAGCAGUGCAGUACCCCACAGCGAUGUGGCAGACGAGUUUGUAAAAGCUUCUGAAGCUAUUCUUGUCGCACUUGAAUCUCUCAACUCUUCUAGCUCGAUUCGUCAUGCAGCACGAUUUGCUUUUUCUCGUAUGAUAGCUGUCCUGGGCUCGCGACUACUGCAGCAAUUACCAUCAUGGAUUGAGGGACUGUUGUCGCUUAGCUCAUCCAUGGAUGAGAUCAGCACCUUCCUUAAAGUACUCGGCCAGGUCGUCUUCACAUUCAAGUCUGAGAUCUCUAAUAUUCUGGAUACAGUCAUGACUCCUGUCUUGCAGCGCAUCUUCAGUGCGUUGGCAACUACACCUUCGGGCACGGAUGACGAGAUCCAGCUGGCUGAGCUCCGACGCGAGUACCUGAACUUCCUCAUUGUGGUUCUGAACCAGGGUCUUGGAUCUGUGCUCGUCAGUAACACGAACCAGUCAUCCUUUGAAACCAUCAUCUCUUCGAUUGAGAACUUUGCUCGCGACACACACGACGCGCCCACCGCUCGAUUGGCCAUCUUCGUUCUGAUCCGCAUGAUCAACGUAUGGUGUGGACCCGACAAAGUAGGGCCUGGUGCGAACCAAACGCCUACUUCCCCGGCCACUACACAAGCACCACUGCCAGGUUUCGAGAACUAUGUGGUUGAGCGCUUUUCUCCUCUUGCAUGGUCUAUCCCGGCUUCACCCGGCUUCAACUCGAAGGAUGCACAAGCAAAACAAGUCUUGGUAGAAGCUGCGAAUUUGCAGACAGAGAUCGUCAAGAAGGUCGGAGAGCCAUACGUCGAACGUCUCAAGAGUGAUCUUAGCGGGAACGGCGUUGCUGCCGAUGGUGUGGACCAGUACGUGCGCACUCUGGCAGGCGCACUCGAAGGCACGAAGAAAGAGAAAGAGUGGAGGAACUUUUUUGUCCAGUUCGUCGAUCGCAUGCUGUCGGGCCGUGGCUGA